This is a messenger RNA of Aedes albopictus (Asian tiger mosquito), 2537 nucleotides long. RefSeq names its product conserved oligomeric Golgi complex subunit 5 (gene fws). Gene Ontology annotation, biological process: intra-Golgi vesicle-mediated transport. The transcript is spliced from 5 exons. The coding region runs from base 113 to 2404 and encodes 763 amino acids. The record is from RefSeq and is a predicted model, not a curated record. NCBI's taxonomy places the organism in Eukaryota, Metazoa, Arthropoda, Insecta, Diptera, Culicidae. Gene Ontology annotation, cellular component: COG complex.
UCAAAAUCGUUUUCGGUGUCGUGGCCGUGUCAACAUUAGAUGGACCAAAAGUCCAAAAGUCUUGUGUUUUAGAAGUUUAGCUCACAAAUUUAUUGAAUUGUCGCUCGCCACAAUGGAAAAUACCGAGUCGGAUAUCUGCGACACGAUGCAGAACGAUGAUUUUUUCCGCAUCUUCCUGGAGGAUCGACAGGAAGCGAAGGCGAAUCUUUCCACGACCAUGACCAUUACCGAGCAGAUAGCGAAGCUGUCGGAGGGCUUGGAGCAAAUUUCAGCCCACUUGCAAACGCAGGUUCGCGGUCAGUACGGUGCGUUGCUGUCCCAGGCGAAUCACGCCGGGCGACUCCACACGGCCAUCAGUUCCAUUUCCGGCCACAUUGAUUCACUGCAGCACAGCGCGGACCGGUUGAAGAAACAAGUCACCGUACCGUACGAGCAGCUGGAAACGCAAACCAAAAUUUUGGGACGAUUGCACGAGGCAUCGCACGUCCUACGGCAGGGCGGACGGUUUCUGCAAAUCUAUACGGCAUUGGACAAGGCGACGGAACUGCCGGAACAGGCACGGAUUGUUUACGAGCUGGAAAGUGUCAUGGAAGACGUUGACCUGAGCCAGAUAGAGUUCUUGAAGGAGGAGAUUUCCGCGAUGACCGCUGUGAAGGCUCGUCUCGUAAAGGUAGCUAAUAGGGAUUUAUUCCAAGCUAUCCAAAACACCAAGGAAGAUGAAACGAAGAAUUGUUUAAAAAUUUUCCUGAAUUUAAAAACGUUAGCUAAGUGCUUGGAAAACAUCUCUGCCACGUAUCAGCGAUACAUUCGAGAUUCCAUAAAAGAAUGCUACUCAGCAUCGGAUGUUGGCAAAUUGCGUAAGCAAGACUCGGCAGCAAGCGGCAACAACAAGGACAAAACCGACAGAGGCUCUUCAAAAGGUCCAGGGAAGGUUCCCGUCUUAGGCAGUUCGACUCAUUUCCGGACCAAACUGUGGCAGGCUUUGGAAUGGCUGUUCUUGGACGAGUUCUACAGUUACUGUCAGCAGAUUGCAUUUCUUCAGCGCUGCUUGUUAGGCUUACCACUGUCGGAGGAUUGCCUAGUUAUGGCCAAGACGAUAAGCGAGGACUUUUGGGAUAAGUUAGAAAAGCAACUGAUCGAGUCGUUUUCAAAUGCUCAGCCCCACGUUCAUCAAGCGCUUCAGCAGGGCCUCCCCAAAAUGCUGUCUGUAGCACGUGCCCUGGAGAAGAAAAUCGACAGCUCGUUCGUGUUUGGGGACAAUACGUUUGUGGCACUGGAGGCAGGCUAUCUGGAAAAAUGUGCAAACAAUUUGAAAUCUGUGUUGGUCGACAUAGAUUUUCCCAACCAGGAGGUCAUCGAUAGCGUUGUGCGAGUGGCUUCUACUGAGCUGAACGCUGCCAUUGUGGAUGAUCGCUUAACGCGUCAGGUUACGGACGUCAUCUGUGUGUCGAAUCAAGACUUGUGGAACAGAAUCGAACGCAAUGUUAAGCUCGGUGGUGAUACACAGCAAGUUUUGGAUAAUCCCAAUGUUUCACAGUCGCAGAACAUAACGCUGGCCAACAUCGUUCACUAUCACCACGAAGCGAUUUGCCGGCUUAUCCAAAAUUUGGGCCCAAAUUUCGUCAGCACCGAAUCGGCGGCCAAGCUAAAAAAGAGCCUCAACGACGGCCGCACGAUAACUCUUGCCAUCAUGCAGCAGCUGAUUGCAUCGAUUCAUUCCGCGGUGAACAUAAUUUUGCUAAGCAUGCAUCGGGAACCGGGUCUCAAUACGGCAUCAAUAUCGACCGCAGGUCCAUCUUUCUACAUGAAGGAACUGCAGGACUUCCUGGUGCGCUCGUGGAACUCCCACAUUCUACCGUUCGCGGAUAAAUCAGUGAUCGAGGAAAGUGGCCAGAAUUUGGCUGCGCGAUGCAUUGAACUGUUCGUGCAAAAUGUUGCAAUUCUGCGGCCAAUCUCGAAUUCCGGCCGGCAAAGACUCAAAGCCGAUUGUCAUCACUUAGAACUGGCACUGAAACCGAUCGUUCCGGAUUUGGCCGUUUUGGGAAAAAGUUUUCGUCUGUUGAGAGCAAUGUCAUCGCUGCUGGCCAUUUCUGCCGAAGAGUUGGUACAGCAUACUUCGGGAUCCGGUGGUGUGGUUCCAUCGCACAUCGUUUUAUUCAUGUUGUUCGGUUACGCUGGACCGGAGCUAGUAAGUCCGCACGUUACUGCCGGCUGGUCCAAUGAGAAACUGAUUCAGUGGUUGGAAUCGCAUUCGUCCGAGCGUGAUAGAUUGGAGUUGAUUACUGGAGCUUUGCAGAAAUACAGAGCCGUGGUACGGCAAAAGAAUAUCUCCCAAUACGACGUGGUGUACCCGCUGAUUGCCAGCUAUUUGGAGGAGUCGUUAAAGGAGAUCGCAUCCAAAUAGCCCCGGGCCCGGAGCAUCCUACACAUUUUAUGUUAAAACCCACAAAUUUAAAAAUGUUUUCAGUAGAACUGCAACUUGAAGCAUAUAACUAUUAUAUACAACCAUUUUAAUUAUGAAUAUAAACUCAACAUGA